AGGAUCAUCAGUUCGCUUCCGGUCAUCACAAGUGCGGUUGUCAUCAGUGAAAAUGAGAAAAAUUGUGUUAGUGCUGUUUUUUGUGAUAUGUGCUUAUGCACAGGACAGUUUUGAAAAUACUGGUGUUAAAUUAGCGCUGAAAAUAUACGACGACUGUUCGAAAGGCGAUGGAUUAUCACCAUGUUUAAAGAAAAAAGCUAUCACUUUCAUAGACCGACUGGGCCGUAUGGAUAAAUUCUCAUUAGUUGAUGGUGUUACUGUGCAAAAAGCUGCUGAUGCCCCUGCUGAAGCACCAGCCAUGACCGAGCAACAACUGGAUGAAACUCUACCCAGAUCAUCUGAUGCCAAAGAUGAAGCUCUUACCACUAUGCUGUUUGAAAAGGUUGGCAACUUCAUUGGAUCUAGAUCAAUCGAAAUAGCUCUUCCCAAGAUUCAAGCAUCAGACUUGAUUGAAGAAGGUCGCAAAGGAAGCUUUGGUGACAGCGGUGGAAAGAGAAAGGGAGGCAAAGGUGGCAAAGGAGGAAAGAAAGGAAUGAUGGGAAUGAUGAUGAUGGGAAUUGGUGUCAAAUUAGCAGCUAUGAUUCCCUUAGCGAUCGCUGGUCUCUUCCUAUUAGCUAAGAAGGCCCUCAUUAUUUCCAAGAUCGCGCUCCUGAUCUCUGGUAUCAUAGCCGUCAAGAAAUUCCUUGCACAAAAACAGGGAGGAGGUGGCGGCAGUGGAUGGCAAUCAGGAGGCGGUAGCAGUGGCUGGUCAUCCGGUGGUGGACAUGGAGGCGGCGGUGGUGGCUGGCAAUCAAGCGGCGGUGGAUGGGACAAAAGGUCUUAUGAAGCGUCGGAUCUUGCAUACAGCGCUUACAACCCAAAAUAGUGUAAGACGAAGUGAGAAGAACCGUCACUAGGUGAUAGUUUGUGUAUAAAUAUUUGACCCAUUUUUGGGAUGACUAAUUUUAUUGGCAGUUUCUUGUACUGCCAGUGGAGUUUUUGUUACUGCUAAAAUAUUUAUUUAUUACUUGUAUUUAUUUAAUUUAUUUUUGAAUAAUAAUACCUUCAAGAUAUACUUUUACCAAAGAGUAUGUUUUCUGUAAAAAUAAAAAGAUAAAUAUA
Diabrotica virgifera virgifera (western corn rootworm) is the source of this 1101-nucleotide messenger RNA. Its product is annotated as putative lysozyme-like protein. NCBI's taxonomy places the organism in Eukaryota, Metazoa, Arthropoda, Insecta, Coleoptera, Chrysomelidae. The record is from RefSeq and is a predicted model, not a curated record. The transcript is spliced from 2 exons. The coding region runs from base 53 to 865 and encodes 270 amino acids.